Messenger RNA from Musca domestica (house fly), 639 nucleotides. RefSeq names its product protein takeout-like. Lineage: Eukaryota; Metazoa; Arthropoda; Insecta; Diptera; Muscidae. Bases 123 to 623 code for a protein of 166 amino acids. The record is from RefSeq and is a predicted model, not a curated record. The transcript has 3 exons.
CAACACUGUUCUACUAUUUUUUAUUUAAAGGUGUCCCUGGUCUUAAAUCAAUUGGAUCAUUAGAUCCCCUACAUGUAAAACGUGCCAAGAUUACCCAAGGUGCCGAAGGUAGUCCAAUAUCGAUGAACAUGGAAUUAGUAAAUGCUGAAUUGUCCGGCUUGGGUGGAACUAUAAUAGAUGAUGCUGGAUCUAAUGGCAAUAGUUUGGAAAUGAAAUUGAGAGUUACAGUUCCUUCCUUCAAAUUGACCGGAGAUUACACAAUGCAUGGCAACAUAUUGAGCUUGGCCCUGAAUAGCAAGGGCAAGGCUUUGAUGAUAUUUGAAAAGGCCACCUUUACGCUCAACUUCCGUCUGAAAUUACGUGAAGAUGGCGCCCAAUCAUUUGCCGAUGUGGAAAAGCUAGAUUUGUUGUGGGAAGAUAACGGUGGCAUGCAAUUCCAUUUGAGUAAUUUAUUCAACGGCGACAAGGCCUUGGAGGACAGUGCCCACGCGUUGCUAAAUGCAAAUUGGCGUGCAAUUUUUGAAGUUCUCCGCCCAGCUUUGAGUCAAACUAAUAAAAUUGUUGUUAAAGAUAUUUUAAGUAAAAUAAUGGCCUAUGUACCGGUACACUAUUAUUUGGAAUAAAAAACAUUUUGGAAAA